CCCUCUCUUUAUAAAGACCUCACUCGCCACUACAAUUAAACCCACAAAUUAAGAACCUGAGCCACAGAGAGGGAGAGAGAGUAGAAUGGAGAGGAAAACUCAUAUUCUAGUAAUUCCCUACCCAAUACCAGGACACAUAAACCCAAUGCUCCAAUUCUCCAAGCGCCUGGCCUCAAAGGGUGCAAGAGUCACACUAGUCACAACCACCUCCUUGAGCAAGUCCAUGGAAUCCCUGCAAGAGGGCUCUGUGUACUUUGAGACCAUCUCCGACGGGUAUGAAGAAGGGGGAAACCUGAAAAUCGUGGACGCACGCCUCGAGCAUUUCAGCUUAGUAGUUGCACAAAGCUUAGCAGAGCUGAUUGAGAGACAAAAUAGCUCCCAACACCCUCCAAAAUUUCUCGUCUAUGACUCGGUCAUGCCAUGGGCUCUAAACGUAGCCAGGCAACUUGGCGUAGAUGGAGCUCCUUUUUUCACCCAGUCUUGUGCGGUUAAUGCAAUCUAUCAUCACGCGCAUCAAGGAAGUAUAGAAAUGCCCUUAAAAACGCCAUCAGUGUCCUUACCCUCCAUGCCAUCACUAGGGAUUAAUGAUGUGCCUUCGUUUUUCAAUGAUACGGCCUCCUAUCCUGCUCUGCUAAAAGUUGUAAUCAAUCAAUUCUCAAAUUUCCAGGAAGCGAAUUGGAUCUUCUGCAACACUUACGACAAGUUGGAACAUGAGGUAGUGAAUUGGAUGGCAAGCCGAUGGCCAGUUAAAACAGUUGGACCGACUAUUCCAUCAAUGUUCUUAGACAAGCGGUUGGAGGAUGACAAAGAGUAUGAUCUCAACCUCUUCAAGCCUAAUGCGGACGCUUGCAUGAACUGGCUAGACACGAAGGAAAUAGGGUCAGUCGUUUAUGCAUCAUUUGGAAGCUUGGCAGCCCUGGGAGAAGAGCAGAUGGCGGAGGUAGCAUGGGGCCUCAAGAAUAGCAAUUGCUACUUCCUGUGGGUUGUUAGGGCAUCUGAAGAGAAGAAGCUUCCCAUUAAUUUUCUACAGGAAACAACAGAGAAGGGGCUGGUUGUAACUUGGUGCCCUCAACUAGAUGUGUUGGCACACAAGGCAAUUGGGUGCUUCAUGACUCACUGCGGGUGGAACUCAACGCUUGAGGCAUUGAGCUUGGGAGUGCCAAUGGUUGCGAUGCCACAAUGGACGGAUCAACCAACUAAUGCCAAGUUCAUUGUGGAUGUUUGGAAGGUAGGGGUCAGGAUUAAAGUGGAUGAAAAAGGCAUUGUGACCAGAGAAGAAAUAGAGAUGUGUGUAAGGGAAGUAAUGGAGGGAGAGAGAGGAAAAGAGAUGAAAAAGAAUUCAAUGAGAUGGAAGGAAUUGGCUAUAGAAGCUGUCGACGCAGGUGGAAGUUCAGAUAAAAACAUAGAGGAGUUUUUAGCAAAACUUGCGCACUCCUAAUGUUAAUGUAAGCAGUAGAUCUACAUUCAAAUAAUGAUCUGGAAAAAUGUAUGAUUUUACUAUUAAUAUUUUAUUUUAUGCACCCUCCUGAUGUCAAUGUAAGCAGAAGCUCUAUAUUUGAAUAAUGAUAAAGAAAAUGUAUGAUUUUCUUAUUAA
This is a messenger RNA of Alnus glutinosa, 1594 nucleotides long. RefSeq names its product mogroside IE synthase-like. Bases 86 to 1438 code for a protein of 450 amino acids. Lineage: Eukaryota; Viridiplantae; Streptophyta; Magnoliopsida; Fagales; Betulaceae. The record is from RefSeq and is a predicted model, not a curated record. The transcript is spliced from 2 exons. Gene Ontology annotation, molecular function: UDP-glycosyltransferase activity.